Molecule: messenger RNA, 1046 nt
Organism: Homalodisca vitripennis (glassy-winged sharpshooter)
Lineage: Eukaryota; Metazoa; Arthropoda; Insecta; Hemiptera; Cicadellidae
Gene: Hk
Product: voltage-gated potassium channel subunit beta-2
Exons: 7
Coding region: 84-1013 (309 amino acids)
Biological process (GO): regulation of potassium ion transmembrane transport; potassium ion transport
Cellular component (GO): cytoplasm; voltage-gated potassium channel complex
Molecular function (GO): potassium channel regulator activity; transmembrane transporter binding; voltage-gated potassium channel activity
Source: RefSeq, a predicted model, not a curated record
UGCGUUUAGCGACGGAUUUGGAAGGUGGUGGGGUGUUCACAUAAAUACACGAUACUCACUGCUAUGAGAUAGUGUGAAGUUCGAUGAGUAAAGUGGAUUACGGCAGCCAGAACACAGUUGUCGAGCUCCAAUUGCCAGUUUGGGACUGUAUGGAGGAAUUCCAAAGCACGAAUGAACAACUGUGUAUGCAGCUCCAACAACCGUGCUCCAAGGAACAACUGUUGCUGCAAAACAUCAACACGCCGUCCGUGACGAGGCAGUCGUCUACCGUCACACCGGGGUUGCGGUACCGGAACAUCGGCAAGAGUGGGCUGCGAGUCUCCAACGUCGGCUUGGGAACGUGGGUCACUUUCGGCAACAAUGUCAGCGAGGAGCAGGCGGAGGCGGUGGUGCAGGCGGCGUACGAGUCUGGCAUCAACGUGUUCGACCUGAGCGAGGCUCACUGCGGCAUCCCGGCCGAGCUGGAACUGGGCCACAUUCUCCAGAAGAAGGGCUGGAAACGGAGCUCCUACAUAGUCACCACCAAAAUAUACUGGAAUUCUAAAUCUGAGGAGAGAGGCUUAUCGAGAAAGCAUAUCAUCGAGUCGGUGAGAGCGUCUCUAGCCAGACUACAGCUGAGCUACAUUGAUGUGGUCAUAGUUCACAGAGCAGACCCAAUGUGCCCGACUGAAGAGGUGGUGAGGGCCAUGCACCAUGUGAUCGGGCAGGGCUGGGUCAUGUACUGGGGCACAGCCAAGUGGACGCCAGUGGAAGUGAUGGAGGCCUACACCAACUGCCGGCAGUUCAACUGUAUCACCCCCAUCAUCGAGCAGACAGAGUAUCACAUGUUCUGUCGCGAGAAGACAGAGCUCUACAUGCCUGAGUUGUACAAUAAAAUCGGAGUGGGGUUGAUGGCGUGGUCUCCCUUGGCCAUGGGUUUGGUCUCAGGCAAGAUUGAUGAUGGUGGCCUUCCCGUUCUGUCCAGAUCAUCACUUAAGAACAAGUUACUCCUCGUUCAGCCACAGUUGGACUGAAGAUGAGACUCAGUCAACAAAAGAAGUGAGUAA